AUGGGACAUAGUUCGAAGAAGAAGAAGCGUGGAGGAGGAGGGAGUGGGAAGAAGAAGAAGGCCUUGAAAGAUCAUGGGGCUCAUGUUGGUGGUGAUGAUAAUGAACUUCUUUCUGAAGAGAUCACUGCCUUGUGUGCAAUAUUUCAAGACGAUUGCAAAGUUAUGUCUGGAUCCCAUCCUCAAAUAAUCAUUAAGCUUAGGCCUCACUCGAAGGAUAUGGGUUAUGAGGAUCUAGAUGUUUCUGCACUUCUUUUAGUUAGGUGCUUACCAGGGUAUCCUUACAAGUGUCCGAAGUUACAGAUAACUCCUGAGAAGGGUUUAUCACAAAGUGAUGCUGACAGGCUGCUAUCUCUUAUUCAUGAUCAGGCAAAUUCUAAUGCUCGAGAAGGACGGGAAAUGAUUUUCAAUUUAGUAGAGACAGCCCAGGAAUUCCUAUCUGAAGUUGUGCCAGUGAGCCAAUCACAUGGCUCGGUAAUAUGUCCGACUACGGGUAGCAAUGCUCAAUUGUUUCAGAAGGACGUUGCAAUCUCAAGUAACAAGAAGGGGCCUUUUGUUUAUGGUUUCAUAGACCUAUUCAGUGGUUCUGGAGAGUCUUGGAAUUGGGGUUUUGGAAUAGAUGAGACCAGUGGGAUAAAUCCUUCAGUCCCAUCGCACACAGUGGAUGGCUCCAAAGGCAAGCAUGAGAUUCAGGAAAAGAAACUUGAUAGGCGUGCAGAACCUUUGAAUUUGCAAGAUAUAAAGAAAAGUUCAUUACUUUCCUCUACUGUCAAAUUAGAUGGCCUUGAAGAAGACAGUGAAGAUGGCCACAAGAGCAUAGCUUCUACUGAUUCUAGUAGAUUUUUGUUGGAAGAAUUGGUACGCAAUGGUGGUAAAGCUGAGAAAGAGAAUUUGGUUAUUGAGGAGGAUUCAACAGAAGAUGAUUGCGAAUUCGGAAGUGAACAAUCAGAGUCACUCUCGUUUGCUUCCUUGGGUCAUGAUCAAGUGUCUCAAACCGUUAAAAAGGAUCUUAUAAUGGUUCAUCUGCUCCGUCUUGCCUGCACUUCUAAGGGACCACUGGCUGAUGCUUUGCCACAAAUAACCACAGAAUUGGAAAACUUAGGGAUGUUAUCGGAAUGGGGAAGGGAUUUAGCAUCUAAACCACCUUCACUUUUGAAUAGAACAUUUAAUCAUGCUUUUAGAGAACAUAUGGUAGGUUUCAUCGCGAGUCUCUCAAUUUGGGAACCCACAUCUGAUUUUGAAGGGCCAAGUACAUCUCUUCCAAGCUCUCGAUAUCUUAGUGACUUUGAGGAGCUACAGUCCCUUGGUCAUGGAGGCUUUGGCCAUGUUGUAUUGUGCAAAAAUAAACUAGAUGGAAGGCAGUAUGCAGUGAAGAAAAUUCGACUCAAGGAUAAAAGCCUGCCAGUUAAUGACAGAAUAUUGAGGGAAGUAGCCACACUUUCUCGUUUGCAGCAUCAACAUGUUGUACGAUACUAUCAGGCGUGGUUUGAAACAGGUAUUAUUGGUGCUCAUGGUGAUACCACUUGGGGUUCAAUGACUGCAGCCAGCUCCACCUUCAGCUUCAAAGGUACAAACUCAGCAGAUGCUAUUGGGCAUGAGAAUAAGCUUGAAUCGACAUAUCUGUACAUUCAAAUGGAAUAUUGCCCUAGGACUUUACGCCAGGUUUUCGAGUCGUAUAGUCGUUUAGACAAAGAAUCUGUAUGGCAUUUGUGUCGUCAAAUUGUUGAAGGCUUGGCACACAUACAUGGACAGGGAAUCAUUCAUCGGGACUUAACCCCAAGUAACAUAUUCUUUGAUGCGCGCAAUGAUAUUAAAAUUGGGGAUUUUGGUCUGGCCAAGUUUUUGAAGUUGGAGCAGUUGGAUCAAGAACCUAGUUUUCCUCCAGAUACAGCUGGGGUUUCUCUUGAUGGUACUGGCCAAGUUGGUACAUAUUUUUACACUGCUCCUGAAAUUGAGCAAGGAUGGCCGAAGAUUGAUGAAAAGGCUGAUAUGUACAGCUUGGGAGUUGUAUUCUUCGAGCUAUGGCACCCAUUUGGGACGGCAAUGGAACGAAACCAUGUCCUAUCUGAUUUGAAACUGAAGGGUGAACUUCCUCCUGCUUGGGUUGCUGAAUUUCCUGAACAGGCAUCUUUGUUGCGACGCUUAAUGUCUCCAAGUCCAUCAGAUCGUCCUUCUGCCACAGAACUUCUAAAGCAUGCAUUUCCACCACGAAUGGAGUCCGAGUUAUUAGACAGUAAGUGGCAAUUGUGA
This is a messenger RNA of Prunus armeniaca (apricot), 2247 nucleotides long. NCBI's taxonomy places the organism in Eukaryota, Viridiplantae, Streptophyta, Magnoliopsida, Rosales, Rosaceae. The record is from the annotation of a GenBank genome assembly.